AUGUAUCUUAACCCUAGGUCCGAGGCUACCUGGUGCAAGUACUUUCCAACAACCCUCAAAAGUGUUGCACAAUCGUGGAUCACCAAAGGGGUAAAAGAAGGCUCUAUCUCUGGUUGGAAAGACCUUUCCAACAAAUUCAAGAGCAAAUUUUCUACGGCUAACCGCCGAGAAAAGACAACUGCAGAACUGAUGAGUCUGCAGCAAGCCGAGGAUGAGAGCCUCCACGAUUAUCUGACUCGCUUCAGCAACGAGUCAUCCAGAAUUACAAGUCUGGACCAGGGCCUCGCCGUAUUUGCAUUACGAAAUGGUCUGCAAGUCGGAAAGGGAUGGGAAAGCGAAAGGACAACUGUCCGAGGGCCCUAUGUGGAGCCAAAGGCCUUAGAACCGUCCUCGGCUGCCGAGCCAAAGAAAGAAAAGUUUGUUCCCUAUGCGGGGAGAUACGAUUCAUACACUCCCCUUACUCUUCCUCACGCUAAAAUUUACAUCACGACAAGAGACGAGGGGAGAUUCAAGAAGCCUCGGCCGCUGCCACCGUGGCAUCAGCAAAAGGGCAAAGACCGAUGGUGUGAGUUCCAUGAGUCUCCUGAACAUCGCACCGAGGAUUGCCUCCAGCUGAAGGACCAGAUCGAAGAUCUGGUUCAAAAAAACUAUUUGAAGAAAUACCUCACGGAUUGCCGCGAGGAGAAAAAAGCCGAGAGAGACUCUCAGCAAGAUUUGGACUUUCUCCAGAAAAAAGGCAAACAGCAGGACAAGGACAUCCUUGACAUCCUUGCCAUUUUCGAGGGAACUUCUCGAAGCGUAGUAAAAUGCCAUUUAAGGGGUUUAACCCACCAAGUAAAUCAUGCCAAACUUCGAGCGCCUCAGUCUCCGGUGCCGAACAUCCUAUUCACAACCGAACACUGUCAGGGGGUGGUGUACCCCCAUGAUGACCCAUUGGUGAUAGUGAUGGGCAUCGCAAACUGCAACGUCUGGCGAACCCUCGUCGAUGGCGGCAGCGGGGCGAAUAUCCUCUUUCGGGGAGCAUUUGACCAACUGAAGAUGGAAGCCAAGCACCUUAGUCCGGUACCCUACCCGGUAUCCGGAUUCAAUGGCUCUUCAUCAUAUCCAGAUGGGAAGACCCUUCUUCCUGUCACCGUCGACAAAGGCCGAGCAGUGCGGUGCAUCAUGGUUGAAUUUCUGGUCGUGGAUGCCCCCUCUGUGUAUAACGUGAUCAUGGGGAGACCCCUCAUUCACGAUAUCCAAGGAGUUGUCUUGACGUACCAUCAAACGAUGAUAUAUGUUUCGGUCGAGGGACACUCCGAAAGAAUAAAGGGCAGCCAAAAGGAAGCCCGAAGAUGUAACCACCUCAAGCCAUCCAAGGGUCGCCGCAGCGACCAAGAUGAUGAGGAGGAGAAAGAGCGAGACCACAGUGCGAAAAAUCCUAGAGGCUUAAGGGCUUCGGCCCAAGGAACCCCAGCCAAAGAAAAAUCUAUAAGGGGCGAAAAGGCUAGUUCUUCGUCUGAGCCGAAAGACUCAGAAGAUCAGCCGAAGUCUAGAAGGCAUGCUGAUAUUGACAGCAAGCCGAAAUCCGAAGAAUCUAGUGCCAAAGCUAUGGAACUGGAUAAUUAG
Molecule: messenger RNA, 1608 nt
Organism: Chenopodium quinoa (quinoa)
Lineage: Eukaryota; Viridiplantae; Streptophyta; Magnoliopsida; Caryophyllales; Amaranthaceae
Exons: 2
Coding region: 1-1608 (535 amino acids)
Source: RefSeq, a predicted model, not a curated record